This is a messenger RNA of Acanthosepion pharaonis, 456 nucleotides long. Lineage: Eukaryota; Metazoa; Mollusca; Cephalopoda; Sepiida; Sepiidae. The record is from the annotation of a GenBank genome assembly.
AUGCCUCAUCACUAUCUUUUUCAUUUUAUUUUCACUUUCACUGAUUGGCUCAUUUGUCUUUUUCUUCUUUUUCUAAUUACAGCCUUCUUCUUCUUCUUCUUCUUCUUCUUCUUCUUCUUCUUCUCCUUUUCUUUCUCUUCUUCACUUACUUUUUCUUCAAUUUUUUGGUUUUCUUCAUCAUAUUUAUUCUUCUCUUCCUCCUAUUCCCUUCCCGCCAUGCUCGUCACGAAGAAGUCACGGCAGCCGCCAUUUUGCAGCAACCGAUUUCUUCAUGUACGCCAACGAUCUGCUGUCGCUGGCAUAGCCAGACGGAUAUGCCGAGACACAUUAGCGACAUCAAGGGUUUGGAGAAAGAUGUCUGCUAAACCUUUUCUGGUGGAAUAUGAUGUGGUUGAGGGUGGUCAACCUGUAUUAGGUGGUCAUAUUAUGAAAAAACUCCAUGAGCCGUCAAAAUGA